Molecule: messenger RNA, 3040 nt
Organism: Perkinsus marinus ATCC 50983
Lineage: Eukaryota; Perkinsozoa; Perkinsida; Perkinsidae
Exons: 31
Coding region: 1-2982 (993 amino acids)
Source: RefSeq, a predicted model, not a curated record
AUGUUUCAUGCUGCACUUCUCCCCUUAUUGGGAGCGACCGUGGUCACCGUCCAGGCCGAGGUAACCCACAGCUUGGCUAGGCUUCUAGAUGAGACCUUGUUCUUGGGCGUAACGGACACUGCUGUGACGUUGGAGGGAGGGCAGCAGUUGUCGACUGUCUCGGAAAUCGUCUCAGUAGAUGGUGGUAGACAUCAUCUAGACCAUUGGAACGUAUAUAGUGUCCCUGAGGACGCCACUGCAUCCCGAGGAGUGCAAGUGGAGAUGCAUGCUGAUAUGGGACUAUUUCUAUUAUUGUCUCUGCCUCCCGGUGACAGGAGCCUUCAAUUUGAAGAAGGAGUGGUAUCAAUCCCAGAUGAUGGUGAUGCCUUGGUGGUCAUCUUCGGCGAGGCUUUAAAGUCGUGGAUGGCCUCGACAGUUGACAUCAUGGCAGCUCGCCAUAGGGUGGCAAUACCUGCCUCCAAUGGGAGUCAGCCACGAGUCGUCUUCGGUCGGAUGAUGAUGGCACCACCUACGGCCCUUAACUCGGCAGGGGUAUCUUAUCAGCAGUUCUUCAUGGCCCCUCAAGCCUUCCAGUCUAGACGUAUGCUCAGUCAGUGCGCAGCAGGCCAAGUCUACUGUUGGCUGCGUUGUAUGACUCCACCAGAAGGUUGUCCCGCUGAGAACGCCGUUUGUUGGGACUUCCGCAAGAUGGAUCUGUGUGACAUGACCCCGGGCAAAAUGCAGCCGGAUUGUGCAUUGAGGUGCCCAGCAGGGAUUGCUACCGCUGGAGAAUUCGCCGAGGACGAGCCUUUUUGUGAGGGCUCAACCGACAUGGUCAUGUCUGGCCUCCACAACAGUCAGGUAAUCCUCGGAGUGGCUGUUGGGCGAAUACUCCCGACCAGUGAUGAACCUACAGGAUACAGGAUUGAUGAAGCCGAUCCCUGCUGUGCCGCCAUCUCAUCAAACGACAUGGAUCCCCCCCUGAUGGUAGAGCCAGGGUCCAGCUACGUCAUGGGGCAGUACACGCCCGUAGGAGCUAGUGCAGCAGGAAGCAACAUGUCAUCAGUCAAUAACGUCUCACAGCAGCAGCAGCAUCACCACACUGCUAACCACCUCUCGCCGAGACCAUCACAGUUUGUCCAGCAGCAACAACAACUGCCACAAUACACCAAUGCUGCUGGCUCGGCGCCCAGCCAUCACCAAGCUCCCUCACAAAACACCAAUAACAGUAUGGGCCAACCCCCAAGGGUUCAAGUAGCUAAGCAGCGUGCUACGAGUACGAACAUGUCAAACCUUGAGCGGAGUGUAGCCCAUGGAGUUCAUCCGCAGCAACAGGCAGCAUAUAGAGUCGAGUCUCCUGGUCGUGUACAGCAGCACACUGGUCCGACCCAGGCUGAGGUGGAUAAGAUUCACACUGAGCUCGUUGCUUUGGGAAAGGAGCUCCAAGCAACGACCGACAAGUUGAGGGAAAAGGAAGAGGAAGGCAGAAAGUUGAGCGCAGAGCUAGACAAUUACAAAGUGAGCGAGGGGCACUUCAAAGCGGCCCUGUCCAAGCUACGGACGGAGAAUGAGUCCCUCGUAUCGGCUGCGGCGGCUAGUCGUGCACCCGACCCGAAGAUUGCAGACUUGACGAAGCAUGACCUCGAGGAGACCAUGGGAACAUUGAGGGAAACUAAGCAGCAAUUGGCGUCACUCAAGGCUCACUUAGAGCAGCAGAGCCAGCUGGUGGCGCAGGAGCAGACGAUGCUGGUCAGUGAGACGGAAGCACAGCGAGGCCAUAUUGCGAAGCUCGAACAGGCCCUCCAGGAGGCGGCCCAGGAGAACGAGAUGCUGCAGGUCGAGCUCAACUCCUCGACUACGGACAGAUCGGAGUUGAAGAGAAUUCAUGAGCAACUCCGCAACACUGAGAAGGAACGGGACGCUGCUGUGACGGCUAGAGACGCUGUGGUUGACAGAGAGAGCGCACUGAGGCUAGACUUGGAGGCUGCUAGGAAGGAAGCUAGGCAGGCACUUCAUAGAGCUGAGCUGGCUGAAGUGAAAGCGGAAGGGCGUGUAUACAAGGAAGAUGUCAUCAAGACCUCCAACCUGUCCCACUUGAAGCAGAACACGGACGGGAGCAGUAGCGAUGGUGGCGAGAGCAGUGCCGCGGCUAUGGUACGGAAGAAUAGGGAGCUGGAAGGGCUCCAGGAGCAAUUGGAAAUGGCUCGAGAUGAGAUCGCCCACAUGCAAGAGGAGAGAGCUGAGCUCAAGAGAGCACGAAGGGAGGCGGAGGAAAAACUGCAGAAUAUCAACAUAACAGUAACGGAGGCGACUAGCAAGAAUAAGAUUGUUAGCAAACUACACGCUGAAGUGAGCGACCUCAAGAGGGAGAUUGCCAGACUACAGGAGGAGCUGGCACGGUGCAAAGAGAUGCCCAGGAAGAAAGAGAACAGAUCUACUGACUUCAACGUUGGAAGCAGUGUGAAGUCCAAGUAUCUCAGUGUGGCUGGACCGGCGGAUACGAAUGCUACACUGAACGAUCUCGAGGUCGGACGGUACAGCAAAAUCAGCGGCAGCCCAUUCGCCGAGUCGCCGAUGCCUCAUAAGACCCAACGUGCCUUCCCGAGCGAGAGCACUCUGAUCAAAUCCCCCCUCUCAGCGAAGAAACUCGGUGGCAGAGACAGUAGUGGCGGUAGAAAGUCGAAAGAAUCUCCCGUGAAGAUCGUCAGGGCUCGAGGACUGCUGAAUAACCUUACCGAGAGCGACCCAAUAGUUUCAAAAGCACUAGUGGAUCAUCGCGAGACUGAUGGCUUGUCGAAGGAAGAGUGCUAUGGGUUGAUUGAGAAGCUCCUAAUAAAUCACGAGAUACCAGUCCGCGUCAAGAAGGUCACCUGCACUCAGGUUUUCCGCACAAUCGUGGAUGCGGUGUCUCAGCCGCCCCCCACAAAUCUCCCCUCGAGUUUGGUAUUGGACUAUUGCAAGAAGGUUCUCGAGAAAGUUAUACAUAGCAGCCAGUACGCGUGACAUUCAUUAAUCAAUCAUGCAAUAGCGUUCAUGUUCAUAUUCUAACUUCAAAUUCUCU